Messenger RNA from Emys orbicularis (European pond turtle), 1413 nucleotides. RefSeq names its product alpha-2-macroglobulin-like. Lineage: Eukaryota; Metazoa; Chordata; Testudines; Emydidae. Bases 1 to 1413 code for a protein of 470 amino acids. The transcript has 10 exons. Gene Ontology annotation, cellular component: extracellular region. The record is from RefSeq and is a predicted model, not a curated record.
AUGGCAGUCAGGCGGCCUUCGGCGGCACGCCUGCAGGCGGUCCGCGGUCUCGCGUAUUCAGCGGCGUUUCUGGGGGUGAUCUGCCAGUGCCACGGCUUCGGGGUACCCGCCACCGAAUUGCCGCCGAAACCGCAGGACCGGCGGACCUCCCGCAGGCAUGCCGCUGAAGGCUCCCUGACUGCCACCCACACGCACUCUGUGGUCCGUAGUGCUUUAUUCUGCCUGGAAAUAGCCAUGGAGCAGGGAGGAAGCCACGUGUACACAAAGGCACUGAUGGCCUACGCCUUCACUCUGGCAGGGAAGGAGGAGAAGCACAGGGCACUGCUGGACUCGCUUGAUAAGGAAGCUGUGAAAGAGGAUGGCUCUGUUCACUGGCAGAGGCCCGGGAAGCAGCCAGAGGCUGAUCUCCCGUUCUAUCACCCCCGUGCUCCCUCCGCCGAGGUGGAGAUGACGUCCUACUUGCUCCUCGCUUACCUCCCCACGCGGCCGGCACCAUCCCAAGAAGACCUGUCAUUAGCAGCUCAAAUUGCAAAGUGGAUCAGCAAGCAGCAGAAUCCCAACGGGGGCUUUUCCUCCACCCAGGACACAGUGGUGGCGCUCCAGGCCCUGUCCCGAUACGGAGCCUCUACUUACACCAAGAGCGGAGGAGCAUCCACAGUGACCCUGCAAUCCACAGGGAACUUUCAGACCCAGUUCCAGGUGGAUCACACGAACCGUCUGCUGCUCCAGCGUAUGGCACUGGCAGAGGUGCCAGGGGACUACAGCAUGGGGGUGACAGGAGAAGGAUGUGUCUACGUGCAGACCAGCCUGAGGUACAAUGUGCUCCCCAAGCCGGAAGAGGAACCAUUCGCGCUGGAGGUGCACACGGUCCCCGAGAUGUGUGAGAGCCCCCAGGUCCACAGGACUUUUAGCAUUGCCAUAAACAUCAGUUAUACAGGGAAACGCCCCGUCUCCAACAUGGUCAUUGUUGAUGUUAAGAUGCUGUCAGGAUUCAUCCCUGUGAAGUCAUCAGUGAGGAAGCUGGAAGGACAUCACCACAUCCACCGCACAGAACUGAGCACCAACCACGUGCUGCUCUACAUGGAGCAGGUGAGCAAUGUGACUCAGAGCUUCUCCUUCGCAGUGGAACAGGACUUCCCCGUGCAGAGCCUGAAGCCAGCGGUGGUGAAAGUCUAUGAUUACUAUGAGACAGAUGAAUUUGCCAUUGCUGAGUACAGCGCCCCCUGCAGCAAAGCUCGGAACCCGGCGCCGCGGGAGCUGUUUCCCGCGGGGACAGACAGGCCGGGGAACGUGCUCGGCGGCAGGAAGGAAGCUGCGGCCGGGGCUGCAGGGACCCGCGCUGCCGAGCGUCUGAAGCCCUCAGCAGGCAGAGGCUGCCGGGUGAGCGGGGGAGCAGGGCAGGCGGGGGCAUAG